AUGGGUAAAAUCAUCAAGCGCAUUCCCUACAAAGGGGUUCUGAUUGAGUUGAAAAAUAUUGUCUUGCAUUCCUCAAUGCAGAACAUAGAACUUCCCACAAAUACUCUCAAGUCUAUUCUAUACUGUGGAGCAACAGUGGAAUACCAAUGUGGUCGCAUCACCGAAGAGCAAUACUUUGCGCGACUGGCGUCCGACUUUCGCCAUCCUCAGGAGGAGAUAAAGAAAGCUAUCCUUGCUGUACGAAAAUCACUAUGUGUGAACCCCAAAGUCGUGGAGGCAUUGGCUUCAAUGAAGGCCAAGUCUAAAGGUCUCUUCGAGCUAUAUGCGGUUACAAAUUUUUCCAAAGAGGACUACGCCUUGGUAAAGUUUCUUGGGUUUGAUUGGUCUUUGUUCGAACGUGUUUUUGUGUCAAGUGAUAUCGGCAUGCAGAAGCCUGAAUUGCGAUUUUAUCAACAUGUCCUAAAUCAGAUAGGAUUGAGCUCGGAGCAGGUCAUCUUGGUAGAUGAUGACACGAGUAACUUACUUGCUGCAAUGUCUAUGGGGAUGCAGGGCGUUAUGCCAUCAGAUUAUUCGCUGUACCGCAGCAUUUUGAAUUUUGUCGACAUUGACCCUAUUGGGCGAGGUACGCGAUAUCUCCAUGAGAAUGCUCAAAAACACCAUUCCUUCACCCAUACCGGCGUACCAGUGAAGGAAAACUUCACGCAACUGCUCAUACUUGAGCUCACUGGCGACAGAAGCUUGAUUGAUAUUGGAAGCCAUCGGACCACAUGGAACCUUUUUAUCGUUACACCUGUUCUUACCCAAGCUGACUUCCCCGAUGAUAUGGACACGACAUCACUCGGUAUUACAAUUUUGAAUCGGCCCACUCACGUUGCCAAUCUUGUGAUGGACAAGAUGCUUCAGUAUCGAACAUCUGAUGGUCUGAUGCAGACCUUCUUCACUGACUUCAAGAAGCGUGUGGACCCAAUCGUGUGUUGCAAUAUUUUGAAUAUUUUCUACCAGUAUGGCUGGGGUAAUGAGCUCUCUGAGACCUUUGAUUGGGUUUACCAAGUCCUCCAAACACGGACUUACAUCCACGGAUCCGCCUUCUAUCCACUCCCUGAGGCAUUCUUCUUCUUCCUAUCGCGCAUGAUGUUACGCCUUAAGAAUCAUCGGCCUUGUGUCUAUAUUCGAAUGCGAGGAUUGCUUAUUAAGCGGCUGGAGGAACGUCUUAGUGUACCAGUGGAUGCGGCAAGUCUCGCCAUGCGACUGAUUGUUUGCCACCAAGUUGGAGAAACCGAGGUACUUCUACUGCACUCGCGCUUGAUGCCAUUCGUCGCUGUCAGCCCUGGUUAG
Penicillium roqueforti is the source of this 1335-nucleotide messenger RNA. RefSeq names its product HAD family hydrolase. The transcript has 5 exons. The record is from RefSeq and is a predicted model, not a curated record. Lineage: Eukaryota; Fungi; Ascomycota; Eurotiomycetes; Eurotiales; Aspergillaceae. Bases 1 to 1335 code for a protein of 444 amino acids.